Messenger RNA from Asterias rubens (European starfish), 3342 nucleotides. RefSeq lists its product as uncharacterized. Lineage: Eukaryota; Metazoa; Echinodermata; Asteroidea; Forcipulatida; Asteriidae. The coding region runs from base 115 to 3195 and encodes 1026 amino acids. The transcript has 2 exons. The record is from RefSeq and is a predicted model, not a curated record.
CCGAGCGGUUAAACUGCGAAAAAUUUGGGCCUUCGUUGAUUAGUUAAUUAGUCUUUUUAUACUGUUUGUCGUCGAUUUUAAUUUUGUCAAUUAUAAUUGAGCACAGCUAUCGAAAUGAGCGACAAUUCUCAAGAAAACACGUCAAAGAAAAGGAGAGGACCUUAUGCGUUUUCUCUUUCAAAAGGGAACAUGUCUGGAGAUUGCAGAAGGUCGACGCCACGAGUAACAAAAUGGCGUAUGAACUCAAGAUACGGCGGGGAGCAAAGGAACAGUAGUACUACUACUAGUAGUGAUGACUUAGGCCUAGGCCUUCAGUCAGGAUGGUCAUAUAACAUAGAUGAGGUGCCCACAGAUGACUUGACUGCUGGUGUUGGACCUGUAAUGUUCCAGCCUCAAACUUGUCAUGCUUGUCAAAAUGUUGGAGCAGUAGGGCUAACGUUAACUUCCGGCCAACAACAUGGCCAAGAUGAUCACCAAUCUCAAUCGGGAAAUGAGCAUGAUGAGUGUGCAUCGAGCUCGAAUGACUUGACCAUGUUGACUGAGCAUGUCGAGUCUCAGAGUCGGAGUGCGACUGACAGUGAUAGUCAUGACAGUGACAGUGACACGGCACAAGUGCAGAUUAUGCAAGUUUCACAACCAACUGCUACAAACAAAGUUAACUCCAUGGAAGUUGAAGAAUCACUGACAGACUGGAUAGACUGGCGGUAUGCACCAAAACAAGGUGGAGAAGCGGACACACGGUAUGAAUCUGAUGACAUGGCUGAUGAACAAGAUGAACAUGAUGAAUGGUAUGAUGCUACAGGACAUGAUGAAUGGUAUGCAGCACAUGAUGAGUUGUAUGAUGCUACAGCACAUGAUGAAUUGAACAAUGACACUGACAAUUUAUCAGAACAUGACACCUCUACUGGUACUGAAGAAAGUACAGUUUCAGAUGAUGAUUGUUUGUAUCCAGGUGCACCGAUCACAGUGGCAGAAAGCAUGCUGCUAAUACUUUCCCUUGUUUUGAGACACAGUUUGACUGGAAGUUGCUUAGUUGAUAUAUUAACACUUAUAUCUCUCCACUGUCAACAGCCAAAUUUAUGUACAACAUCACUCCAUCUUUUCCGCAAGUAUUUUUCAAACUUGUCCAUGCCACUUAAAUUUCACAAGUUUUGUGGUAAUUGUUAUUAUAUAAUUGAAAACGUCUCGGAUAAAUGUCCUAACUGCAGCACUGUAUUUUCAACUGGUACAAAUGCAAUAUCUCAUUUCAUUGAAAUUCCACUGUUAACACAGCUUGAAGCUCUUUUUAAACAACAAGAUUUUUGUGAAAGGAUCAAGCACAGAUUUAACAGAAAAAAGAAAGUUCAUGAAAAUAUAGAGGAUAUUUAUGAUGGUUAUGUUUAUAAAGGACUGUCAUCUCCAGGUAAUUUUCUGGAUGAUAAACAUAAUAUUUCUUUCAUGUGGUAUACUGAUGGUAUUCCACUUUUUAAAUCUUCUCGUUUCGGUAUUUGGCCUCUGUAUUUUGCAAUUAAUGAAUUACCACCCCAAAAACGAAUGCUGAAAGAAAAUAUGUUAAUAGCUGGUAUAUGGUAUGGUGAGUCAAAACCAUGCAUGGGCACAUUCCUAAAACCAUUUCACUCAUCUCUAAAAAAACUUUACAAUGGAAUUGUUGUAGAUAAUUACGACAAUGAACAAAUUAACGUUCAUGGAAUUCUCUUAUGUGGUACAUGCGAUAUGCCUGCAAAGUGUAUAGUGCUUAAUAUGACCCAGUUUAACGGUUUACAUGGUUGUCCUAGAUGUACCCAACCAGGAGAAGUUAUAAGUGUGGGUCGUGGGCAUGCUAGAGUAUUUCCUGUUAAUGUCAAUGAUUUUGAUGGCCCCAAAAGAACACACAAACAAACAGUGGAAGCAGCAAAAGAAGCUUUUCAAAGUAAAACAAAAGUUGUAGGCAUUAAAGGGCCCUCAUGGUUUUUGAAUCAAAUGCCUGACAUAAUACAUGGGACUGCAAUAGAUUGGAUGCAUCAAGUUUUAUUAGGAAUAGUUAGAAGGUUUUUAUUUCUGUGGUUUGAUGGAAGCCAUUCAACUGAACCAUAUUCUAUUUCCAAUCUGGUUGAUAUCGUUGAUUCCCGACUAAGAAAAAUUAAACCACCAAAUUUUAUUUCAAGAGUGCCAAGAAGUAUAAAACAGCACUGUAAAUAUUGGAAAGCGUCAGAAUGUAGAUCGUGGUUAUUGUAUUAUUCAUUGCCAGUGUUACAUGGUCUAUUGGCAGAUGUCUACUACCAACAUUAUUUGCUGUUAGUUGAAGCUAUUUACUUGUUGAAUGGAGAUUCAAUCUCAUUUGACACUGUAAAUCACUGUGAGCAAGUGCUUAGACAUUUUUGUAUGAUGCAUGGCACUCUUUACUCGCCUAAACAGAUGACAUCAAAUAUACAUCAAUUAUUACAUUUAUGUGAUGUUGUUCGGGACCUAGGACCUUUGUGGGUUUACUCAUGUUUUACCUUUGAAUCGCUGAAUGGUGAUUUGCUGUCACUUUUUCAUGGUACUCAAAAAGUUGAUAUACAAAUAGCAAAUAACAUCUGUACAUUAUUGAAAUUGCCCUUUCUGUCAAGAAAGCUCAAGGUUGGGACAACUAUUGAAAAGUUUUAUAAAUCCAUGAAAAAUAAGUCUUCACAUGGGAUUACUGGUGAAAGAAUAUGUGACGGUUUUCAUACACUCGGAAUAUUUAAAAGCUAUUGUUUGAACCGGAAAGAGAAGGAUGCUUUAAGACUAUUGUUGGGUUGUUUCAAUUUUGGAAUUCUGCAUAAAGGUUUUGCAUUUUCUCGUAUUUUAAAACAUAACACAGUCAUAUGUUCAAAACAGUUCACUCUACCACUCCGUAGGAAUUCCUUUACAGUAUGUUUUAUGCACAAUAAUGAAGAGCAUUAUGGCCAAGUGACAAAAUAUGUAAAAUUUCCUUCAGAUUGCACAUGUGACAAUAACUGCUCAUGUACUAUGUAUAUUGCUUUUAUUGAAAUGAUCAAAGUAAUAUCUUACAAAAUAUCUACAGAUGAUAUUACUUCUGCUGCUGUAGAACACAUCAUCCCAUGUAAAAGGAAUGACACAAUACUUGUAGCAAUACCAGUAGACGCCAUUUGCAGCUUAUGUGUUUUUAUGGACUUUGAAGAUAAUGAUACAUUAUAUGUAGCCAAAUGUCCUAAUACUGUCGAAGGUGAUUAAUUUAUUUUUUUAAUUAUUUAUAUUUGUUGUUUCAGUACUUAUAAAAUGGACACAUUGCCUUCCGAUUUGGCCCUUUGGGCUAUAAAAAGCGUUUGUUACGAAAUUAAUAUGGUUGGAAAGAUGUUUGAAAAGUAGGGUACAGUAUGA